Messenger RNA from Aspergillus sclerotioniger CBS 115572, 840 nucleotides. Its product is annotated as putative cis-3-chloroacrylic acid dehalogenase. Bases 61 to 612 code for a protein of 183 amino acids. The transcript has a single exon. The record is from RefSeq and is a predicted model, not a curated record. NCBI's taxonomy places the organism in Eukaryota, Fungi, Ascomycota, Eurotiomycetes, Eurotiales, Aspergillaceae.
CAUCAACGUCGAGUAUCCGGCCAAGAGGACCCCAUCCCGAGCUUCCUCAAAGCCAGCAACAUGCCACUCUACAAGGUGUACCACUCCUAUCCCAUAACGGACGAGCAGCGUCAAGCCCUCGCAACAUCCAUCACCAAUCUGCACUGUGAGACCUUCACCACUCCAUCCUUCUUCGUCCACAUACGAUUCAUCCCGCACGACGCAAGCGAUGGCAACUACUUCAUGGCCGGCCGACCUCGCCUAAUCAACUCCAACUACAUUGUGGGCAUUGUCCGUACAUCGCCCGCCCGGUCCAAAUCCACAUUCGAUGCCCUUGCGGCCAAAAUCGAAACCGCAUGGUAUGAGGCGGUCCACAGCCAGCCAUUCAAGGGCUUGGACAACGACGAACAUGAUACCGAAAGAAAGAGACUUCGCAUGGUCACGUUCACACCUAUGAUCACCAUCCGCGAAGGGGGUAUGGCAAUCCCAGAGGCUGGUACGGAGGGCACCUGGCUCAAGGAGCAGCUGCCUUUUAUAAAGCAGAUGAGUGAGAGGGAGGGUCUCGAUGACUUUACUGAGAUGCUUCGCGAGAUCGAGGAACGGGAGGAUUUGAAACGAUUAGUCUCGGAGUAGGGCCCAAUCAUGCGAUGAAGGGUGUGGCUCAAUAACGACCCUGCGCACUUGCUUUUCACUCCGUCUGACCGUGCCCCUCAUUUAGUGACAGCCAAUUGUCUUGGCGGUAGCGAUAGGAAUUGGCGGAGCCUUUAGGAGUGCUUUAUAAAACGGAUAAGCUAAGCCAUUCCAUAGUGUUAUGCCCUAGUCCACGAUACUACGAGCAGGAAUGACAGCCAAGAUUUCCUU